CCGAUGAACUUAUUAGCCAUUAGUGUAAUCUGUAGGGACCAUAAUGAAGGUAAACUAAUUGGUCUGAGAUGGUGGUAGAUGGUUUUGCAGGUUAUAGAUGUUUGCAGAAACUGAAAAUGUUGAAGAAAUUUUUGAAAGGGUGGAAUAAGGACGUGUUUGGGGAUAUAGAAGCUAAAUUUCAAGCUGCUGCUGAUAAGGUUGCUCGGAUUGAUAUGAAGAAUGAAGAGGCUGUUUUAGAAGUGGAAGAGUUGGCUGAAAGACAGGAAGGAUUUCAUGAUAUGUGGGAUAUUAUGAAGAAAAGGGAAAGUAUAUGGAAGCAGAAAUCAAGAUGUAGCUGGGCUAAAUUGGGGGAUGCUAAUACGAGGUUCUUCCACAAAGUUGCAAAUGGUAGAAAGGUUUUUAAUAACAUUAAUGGCUUCUCGUGUGAAGGCAAGUGGGUGGAGGAGCCAAAGGAGGUGAAGAAAGAGGUUGUCAGGUACUUUAGUACCAUGUUUGAAGGAGAAUCAUGGCAACGUCCCAAGCCUGUUGGCAUCAAUUUUAGACAAAUCUCGGAAGAGAUGAAAGACGAGUUAGAAAGGCCAUUUUCUGAAGAGGAGAUUGAGGAAGGUUUGAAGAGCUGUGAGGGAACUAAAGCACCAGGGCCGGAUGGAUUCAAUUUUAGCUUUCUCAAAUUUGCGUGGAACUGCUUGAAGGAAGAUUUUAUGAGUUUUUUUGCGGAAUUUCACCAAAAUGGCAGGUUAGUAAGAGGAUUAAAUUCUUCUUUUAUAACCUUAAUUCCUAAGAAGUUGAAUCCUUUAGAAUUAAAGGAUUUUAGACCUAUUAGUUUGAUUGGAUGUCUGUAUAAGUUAUUGGCAAAGGUGCUGGCUAAUAGGCUAAAGGGUGUAAUGUCGGGAAUAAUUAGUGACACUCAGUCUACUUUUCUGGGGGGUCGUCAGUUGGUUGAUAGUGUUCUAGUUCUAAAUGAGGUGAUUGAUGAGGUUAAGUUGAAGAAACAAAAGGCCUUCGUUUUUAAAGCUGAUUUUGAAAAGGCCUACGAUUGUGUAGAUUGGGCAUACUUGGAUUGGAUGUUCUGCAAGAUGGGCUUUGGAAUGAAAUGGCGUGGAUGGAUUAGAGAAUGUCUUUCAACAGCAAGGAUUUCGGUAUUAGUGAAUGGAAGUCCCACGAAGGAGUUUGUAAUGGGAAAAGGCUUAAGACAAGGUGACCCGUUAUCACCAUUUCUGUUUCUAAUAGUUGCUGAGGGGUUGAAUGGAUUAGUUAAGAGAGCAGAAAAUGAAGGAAUGUUACGUGGCAUAGCAGUGGGUAAUAAGGGGUUAACUGUGUCUUUGCUUCAAUUUGCGGAUGAUACGGUGUUUUUGGGUAAUGCGGACAGUGAGAAUAUAUUUGCGGUUAAGACCAUUUUAAGAUGUUUCGAGUUGAUGUCUGGAUUACGGAUUAAUUUUUGCAAGAGUAGUGUGGUCGGGUUUAACGUGUCAGAAAGGUGGAUUAGAGGGGUAGCAAGCGUUUUACAUUGUGGUGUUGGGGAAACUUCCUUCAUGUACUUGGGGUUGCCGGUUGGUAGAAAGAUAAGGUGUACGAAGAUGUGGGAACCUGUUCUGAAAAAAUUUCGAGCCAAGCUUGCCAUCUGGAAGUCUAAUUCGCUGUCCUCUGGUGGCCGCAUCACUCUACUCAACUCGGUACUCUCUGCUAUCCCUAUCUUUUAUAUGUCGUUAUUUUUAAUGCCGAAUUGUGUGGCUUCGGAGUUGAUUAGUAUUCAACGGGCUUUCUUGUGGGGUGGGGUGGAGUUAAAGAAGCGAAUUCCAUGGGUUAAAUGGGAGCACAUUUGUUUUAGUAAGAGGCAGGGAGGUCUAGGUGUGAUAGAUUUGUGUAGGAAAAACUGGGCUUUAUUAGGGAAAUGGUGGUUCAGAUUAGGGGAUGGAGUAGAAGGUUUGUGGAAGAAGGUGGUGAGGGAGAAAUAUUAUGGGGGCAGGGAAGAAGUAGACAUUAAGGCAUUGGAGAGUGUGAGGGUGUCUGGGAUUUGGAGAGAUAUUCUCAGUGUAGGACAACGAUCUGUAAGAUUACACGACUUGUUGGUCAAGGGGUUCAAAUGGGUGGUAGGGGAUGGGUAUCGAGUGGGGUUCUGGAGGUCGGUUUGGGUGGGGGAGAAAUCUUUAAGGGAAUUGUGUCCUCGAAUGUUUGAGUUGGCUGUCAAUAAGGAGGGAUUAGUUAGUGAGAUGGGAGUGUGGGAGGAGGGUAGUUGGAGAUGGAAUAUAAUUUGGAGGAGAGGGAGGUUUGGAAGAGAAAAGGAUGAGGAAUUGAUGUUGUGGGAGGUGUUGAGUAGAGUUUGCAUCAAGGUAGCGGUUGAAGAUCGUUGGCAGUGGAGGCAUGCUUCAGAUGGGAAGUAUGUGGUGAAACAAGCUUAUGAGUUUUUAGAAUCGACGGAUGCUAUUCUUAAUGACUGGUUGUGUAAGUUAAUUUGUUGUCGAUUAGUACCGUCUAAAGUAAAUUUUUUUGGGUGGAGAUUAUGCCUUCAGAGACUUCCAACAAAAUGGAAUUUGCAAAAGAGAGGUGUGGAGUUAGAGGGGGGCUUAAUGUGUGGGCUGUGUAAGGAGGAGGUGGAAGAUACUAAUCAUGUGUUUUGUACAUGUAAAGAAGUAUGGUUAAUUUGGGUUAAGGUGUUGUCUUGGUGGGGUAUUGAGGUGGUGUUGCCGUCUAUUGUGGAGGGGGUAGCAGAAUUUUUCCUAUAUGGGUUGGGUAAGGUGGUAGGGAAGGAAUUGGGAGCAAGUAUUUUUCUUGUUACAUCAUGGUAUAUAUGGUAUUGGAGGAAUUGUACAGUGUUCAAGGGAGAUGUGGUUCUUAAGGAGGGGUUGUUGGAUAUGAUACAGGAAAAGACGUUUUUAUGGGUGAAGAAUAAAGUGCAGGGAUGUGUAUUUUCUGUUUGGGAUUGGAAGUUAAAUCCAAAUGAGUGCGCUGUAGCUAUGAGAAAUCAUAAGAGGAUGCAGAAGGAGUUCCAUUAGCAUCAAAAAGGACGGGUAUAAAUGUAGAAGUAGCAAGAUGUUCUCUUUACUAGUAUUUUGUUUCCAUUUUGGUUAUAAUUUAUUUUUGUAAUUGGGUUAGAGUACCCCUUGUACUCUUGCAUAAUAAAGUUGAAUUUUGCUG
Rubroshorea leprosula is the source of this 3135-nucleotide messenger RNA. The record is from the annotation of a GenBank genome assembly. Lineage: Eukaryota; Viridiplantae; Streptophyta; Magnoliopsida; Malvales; Dipterocarpaceae.